Pogona vitticeps (central bearded dragon) is the source of this 934-nucleotide messenger RNA. The record is from RefSeq and is a predicted model, not a curated record. NCBI's taxonomy places the organism in Eukaryota, Metazoa, Chordata, Lepidosauria, Squamata, Agamidae.
GGUUUUUAAUUAAUAAUGCCAGGUUUAACUGUAUCUUUCUCCCCUUUUACUCACCCACCUCCAUUUUUUCCCCUAGGCUUUAUAUUUAUUCAAGAUCCCUUUCUUCCUGGCUGCCAGCGUCACUGGGUAAAGCAGUGUCUAAAGCAAUACACCCAGAAACCCAAUGUGUGCAAUUUGGAUAUGCACAUGUCUCUUAAUGAGACCGCUGAUCUGUGGGAAAGGAGCCAGCAUCAAAUGCGAAACAAACAUUCCAGCAAAUGGGAGCCAAAAAGUUUACUGGAGAAGCUGCGUUGGGUCACUUUGGGUUACCAUUAUAAUUGGAAUUCAAAGAAAUAUUUACCUGAUCACUACACUCCCUUUCCACCAGACCUGACUUUUCUCUCAAAGCAAGUGGCUAAAGCUUGUGGGUUUCCAGACUUCCGGGCUGAAGCAGGAAUUUUGAACUACUAUCACCUUGACUCAUCUCUAGGGAUACAUGUAGAUGAAUCUGAGCUGGACCAUACUCAACCCCUUUUAUCAUUCAGUUUUGGGCAGUCAUCCAUUUUUUUGCUGGGGGGCCAGAAACGAGAUGAAGCCCCUGUGGCCAUGUUCAUGCAUAGUGGGGAUGUGAUGGUCAUGUCUGGCUUCAGCCGUCUGCUGUACCAUGCAGUCCCCAGGAUUCUGCCCAACCCAGAGGGGAAGCCAUUGCCUUCUUGUAUGGAACUACCUCUCCCUGCUAACCUUCCAGCAGACUCUGUUAUUCAGCCCUGCUCCCAAGAGGACUGGCAAGUGUGUGCCAGAUACCUGCAAACAUCCCGUAUUAACAUAACUAUCAGGCAGGUGCUGGCUGAAAGUCAGAGCUUCCCAGCUGAAACUGAGACAAAAGAAGAACAGUCAGUUACUAUAAGCUCUUAUCAGGAAGAACACUGAAAUAAAAAUGUACAAGUAAUAUCAA